ACCACAAUCGCUGGAGUUAUGCCCCGUGGUAACACGAACCAAGGGAGCCCACUCUAAUGUACAAAAAUAUGUAGGGAUUUCACAACGAACGUGUCAACAUUUAUUUCGGUGCUUUCUUGUUAUACUUACCUGUUUUGUCGACAACACAAGAAUCGACGGGUUGUUUUGGUGUUUUAACGUUCCGUGAUCACACGUAAAUACAGUAAUUCAGUAACUUCAAAGGGGAAAUUUGAAAUGAAUGUGGACAUUACCUGAUUACAGACCGUUAUUGACAUUUUGCCAUGGCUAACGAUGAACAGAUAGAAGAACUGGAGGCUCUGAGAUCCAUCUACGAUGCUGAUUUUUCAGAACUGACGUCAGUUCCUCCCUGCUUUAUGGUAAAACUAACAGACCUGUCGGUACAGCUUUCAGGUCAGGUGAAUAUUAAGUUCACGUUGCCAAAUGAUUACCCUGCCGAAAUGCCGAUGUUUGAAGUGCCAAUGAGGUCGCGAGUACUGACACCUGAUCAGGUGGCCUGUAUACUAGAGGAACUCCGAGCUUGUGCGGAAGAAAACAUUGGUAUGCCGAUGAUAUACAGCCUGAUGGAUGCUGCCCAAAACUGGAUCAAUAAGAACAUCACGGAGGUCACCGACAAUGACAAGGAGGGAGAAGAGAGUGUCGAGGAGGUGACCCUACACACAGUGAAACUGGAGGAGCCCAAAGUCAGCGGUGGUAGAUGGGAGUAUGUCAUCGGACUCGUGGGGAAACCUUCGGCAGGGAAGUCAACGUUUUUCAAUGCAGCCACCACUGUAGAUUUAGCCAAGACAGGAGCACACCCGUUCACUACUAUAGAACCGAAUAUUGGCAAGGCGUUCUACUCCAUAGACUGCCCGUGUGACCGACUGGACACACUGUGUGAUGCAGCACAUGGUCAUAACUUCCGGAGGAAGCGGCACGUUCCAGUGCUACUGAAGGACGUGGCAGGACUGGUUCCCGGGGCAUGGGAGGGUAAGGGACGAGGAAACAGAUUCCUCAACGAUCUAUUGGACGCCGAUGUGCUAAUCCACGUGAUUGACGCCUCGGGUACGACCAAUGAGAAAGGAGAAGAGUGUCAAGGAUACGAUCCAGCCAAUGACAUUCUCUGGCUGCACCAGGAAAUCCAUCAGUGGAUUUUCCAAAACGUCUGGAGUAGAUGGGACUCCGUAAUCAAACGUCCAUCUAAGCUGAUUGACAUGUUUACGGGUUACCAUGCCAACAGAGCUACCAUACACACUGCCUUACAUAAUGCUGGGAUAGGGGAUAGUGAGCUUGGUGGAAUAGCAGGAUGGAAGGAGUCGGUUCUACAUCAGAUCGUGGACCACUUCCUCCGACUCCGGUUCCCAAUGUUACUGGUGCUCAAUAAGGCGGACAAACCCGAGUCCACCGCCAUUAUACAAAGACUACAAACAGACAUGGCGGACUUUAAAUCUAUAGCGGUCAGUGCGAGGACGGAAUGUUUGCUCCAGAAACUGUCCAAAAAUGGCGCUGUGCAAUAUCAAUACGGAAAUGACCAGUUCCAGGUUCUUAAAGAUACACCCGACACCCAGCGGACAGUUGUAGAACUACAACGGGUCUCAGCAGACGUCUUCAAACGAUAUGGGUCGACGAACGUCCACGAGGCCCUGUGCGAGGCGGUCAGACUGCGGCCACCAACGUACGCUUUCCCUGUACAUUGCCUUGACACACUGCGAUCUGUUGGUCGGACCCCCCGCGAGGCGGUUUUACGCGACUGUGUAUCCCUCCGACCCGGAACACGAGUUGAGGAACUACACACAACCCUGUGCCAUUACCCGGUCAAUCUGCUGUCCGGAGACUUCGUUAGAGCUGAGACUUUGACGGAAGACAGAAAGCUGAAGCCGUUACGGAAGGACGAGGUGAUCACGACUUCCAACAACAUAUUAAAGAUAAUGACAAACAAACGCACCUCCUAACACAAGGCACUAUUUAUUGUAAUAAAAUAUUUUUUAACAUUCGUUGAGUUUAUGUCUAAUCGGUUUGAAGACACUUAAGUUCUUUUAAUGAGAAAG
Mizuhopecten yessoensis (Yesso scallop) is the source of this 2045-nucleotide messenger RNA. RefSeq lists its product as uncharacterized. Gene Ontology annotation, molecular function: GTP binding; ATP hydrolysis activity; protein binding. The record is from RefSeq and is a predicted model, not a curated record. Bases 282 to 1949 code for a protein of 555 amino acids. NCBI's taxonomy places the organism in Eukaryota, Metazoa, Mollusca, Bivalvia, Pectinida, Pectinidae. Gene Ontology annotation, cellular component: cytoplasm. The transcript is spliced from 12 exons.